Messenger RNA from Gossypium raimondii (Peruvian cotton), 986 nucleotides. RefSeq names its product transcription initiation factor TFIID subunit 7. The record is from RefSeq and is a predicted model, not a curated record. Lineage: Eukaryota; Viridiplantae; Streptophyta; Magnoliopsida; Malvales; Malvaceae. The coding region runs from base 169 to 762 and encodes 197 amino acids. Gene Ontology annotation, molecular function: RNA polymerase II general transcription initiation factor activity. Gene Ontology annotation, cellular component: transcription factor TFIID complex. The transcript is spliced from 6 exons. Gene Ontology annotation, biological process: transcription initiation at RNA polymerase II promoter; RNA polymerase II preinitiation complex assembly.
UAAAUACUGGUUUCGCAAUUCUUCUCGCUGUUUCUUUAAGGUUUUUUUUUUUUAGCUUUCUCUUAAAUUCAAAACCAUAUUUCUUUAAAUUUAUAGGUUCCUGAAUCCCGUCUUGCUUACUGGAUUUUCAACCAUUCGUCGCUAAAAUUUGAGAUUUCGCUUCUGGGCAUGGAUGAGCAAUUCAUUCUUAGAGUUCCACCUUCUGUCGCUGAACGCAUAAAUCGUCUUUUAAGUGAAAACGCUUCAUCUUCCGAGGACAAAUCACUGGAUUUGGAAUUUUCUGAGGAUGGACGGACCGGCACAUUUGUCAUUGGCAAUGAUCGUUUCCCUGCAUCUGUCCUUGAUCUACCUUGUGUUGUUGAGUCAUACAAAACUUACGAUGAUAGUGCAUUGGUUAAAACAGCUGAUGUCGGUCAAAUGAUUUUGGUCAGAGAGUCUGGAGAAGCUUCUCCAGAUGUGGUGGAAUACAGACAUGGUCUAACUCCUCCAAUGAGGGAUGCUCGGAAGCGAAGAUUUCGAAGGGAGCCAGAUCUAAAUCCAGAGCUUGUACAACGUGUUGAAAAAGAUUUGGUGAACAUCAUGUCUGGAGGAACAGUUGAAAAUCUCGAUGCUGAUGUCAAUGGACAAGGUGAUGAGAACGCUCGAAAUGCGAAUAAGAAAGCUCCGCCUGCAGCUGCUGCAAAGCCUGAAGUUCCCGAUACAGGAGACAAUGCCGGGGAACCUGAUGGAUCAGAUUCUGAUGACUCUGAUGAUUCAAUGUGACGUCAACGGCUUUUCCGAUAUGCUUUCAAAGAUUGUCAACAGCUUCAGAAAUUCAUCAGGUUUUAAUGAUCGGAGAACCUGUAUAUAUGCGGUCGUAAUGUUUUGCCUCUUCUUUUCAAAAUGUUCAAUGGACUUGCUUAUUGAACCGCAAAGAGCUACAGCAUAUGCAAUGUGUACUACUAUUUUUGCUUAAUGGUAGUUUGGACUUAUUUACAUUGAUCAAA